AUGAAGGUCAAAACAUAUGUUAUGUCAAAGCAACUAACCACUAAAAUUCCCUCACGAUAUAUCAAUGCAAAAUGUUGGUCACAUUUAAAUGGAUAAGUUCUAGCUGAUCCAAGUUAUUCUAUACCGGGUCCCAUAGAUUUACUGUUAGGAGUAGAUGUUUACGCUCAAAUUAUACAGCCUGACUUAGUAAAGGGGUCGCCAGGUUCCCCAUGUGCACAUAAAACAAAUUUAGGUUGGAUAUUAUUUGGGACAGUCGAAGACAAAACACAACCAACAUCUGUAAUUGUUAUGCAUCAUCAAAUUAUAGAAGAAGAUUUUUUGAGAACGUUGUGGGAGAUAGAUAGUGAUCUGAAGAGAAAGCAGACAAAGGAAGAACAGCUGUGCGAAGCAUUUUACGAAAAAACCUAUACAAGAAACACUGAAGGAAGAUAUGUAGUCAAACUUCCUUUUAAAUAUGACAAUUUAUUAGCGCCAAAUGGUAAUACUAGACAAGUAGCAAUGAAACGUUUGUUACAACAAGAAAAGAUUACAAAAGUCCCCUGAUUUAAGAGAAGAAUACGAAAAGGGUUUAGAAGAGUACCUGAGAAUGGGGCACAUGGAAGAAGUUCCGCAAGACGAAUUAGACAAUAAAUCUGUCUAUCUACCGCAUCAUGCAGUGGUAAGGAGGGACAAAGAGGCUACCAAGGUUAGAGUGGUAUAUGACGCCUCCUGUAAAGGUGAAAAUGGGAUUUCUUUAAAUGAUGAACUGUUGGUGGGACCAGUUUUACAAGAGGACUUGCGGAGUAUAACCAUGAGAUGGCGCAUGUACAAGAUUUGUUUUGUGAGUGAUGUUGUUAAAAUGUAUCGAAUGGUUGUAAUGCAUAAAGAACAUAGAGAUUACCACAGGCUGCUUUGGCGGCGAGUUACAAAACAAGCAGAUAAUCAAACAAAUGGUAACGAUGACAUUAAAGAUUUCAGGUUAUGCACGGUUACUUUUGGUACUGCAAGCGCCCCCUAUCUUGCGAUCAAGACAUUCAUGAAAAUUGCAGAAGAGGAAGGUGCUAUGUACCCAGAAGUUUCUAGAAUUAUUCGAGAAGAUACCUAUGUUGAUAACAUAAUGUCCGGAAUGGACACCGUAGAUCAAGCAAUACAAGUUAGUAAAGAUUUGAUAAAGGUUUUACAACGAGGAGGUUUCAAGCUACAAAAAUGGGCAUCCAAUAAUGCAGAUUUUUUGAAAUCUCUAAAUGCUGAACAAAUCACUACUAAAGUAAAUUUGGACAUGAAGUUGGAUGGCAUCCUAUCAUGGAACAUCGGUAAUGAUGAAUUUCAAUAUCAACUACAAUUAGAACCAAUGACAGAAAAGGUCACAAAGAGAACUGUACUUUCAGAUUUACAAAAAAUAUUUGAUCCUUUAGGUUGGAUUGCACCGACUAUUGUCACCGCAAAAAUUUUAUUUCAAAAGCUUUGGCUAGAAGGUGUUGGUUGGGAUGAAGAAGUAAAAAGAGAAUUAAAAGAAGAAUGGCAAGCAAUUAGAGAAGAUUUAGAGAAUGUUUGUAAAGUAAAGAUUAAACGAUGA
Messenger RNA from Amyelois transitella, 1555 nucleotides. RefSeq lists its product as uncharacterized. The transcript has a single exon. The coding region runs from base 587 to 1555 and encodes 322 amino acids. NCBI's taxonomy places the organism in Eukaryota, Metazoa, Arthropoda, Insecta, Lepidoptera, Pyralidae. The record is from RefSeq and is a predicted model, not a curated record.